AACUCACCUCAGCGAGGAUUGUCCAUUUUCAAUAAUUCCUUGUCCGUAUGCUCACGUGGGAUGCGAAAUGGAGGUUCGGCGAGGAGAAGUAGACUCUCAUCUUCAAGAUUUCAUGAAAAUCCAUCUUGAUUUGGCUUGUGCGAAGUUACGUAUAACAGAGGAUACAUUGAAUGACACACAAAGGACUACAAAGAAUCUGGUUGAGAAAGUCGAGACACUUCAGAAACAGCUUGAAGCGAAAACAUUCAGCACAGUGAUGGCGAAAAGUGAAUCUUCCCGUUAUCCUCUUAAGUUUGUUUGGAAGGUUAGUGAUUUUAGUGACAUAAUGAGACAAGCGAAGGCAGGAGUGCAAAGGAUAUUUGAAAGUAGUCCAUUCUACACCGAAAACUAUGGCUACAGACUAAAAUUGAGAAUUCUCCCUAAUGGUGGUGGAACUGCUGUGAACUCUCACUUAUCGGUGUCCGUUAUUGUAACGAAGGGGGAAUAUGACGCCAUAUUUCCCUGGCCUUUCAAGUCAAGAGAAGAGUAAGGUUUACAUUGAUUGAUCAACAAGAAGAUCCAGAACAACAAAAGAACGAUUCUGCGAUAAGUAGCGGUACCAACUCACGAAAAAGUUAUGAAAGACCAAUGAAGAGAGAAGAAAAUGUAGCGCACGGUUUUUAUAAAUUUAUAUCUCACGAGGCGCUUUUUUCAAGGGGAUACGUUGAAAAUGAUAUGCUGUUUCUUCAGUUUGAAAUUGGCCGGGAUGUCAGUGGGGCUAAAAAAUUCACUUUUACUCGUUCAGAAAGUGACGAAUCUGACUGACAGACUGACUGACAUCUCUGAUGACAACAUUUUCAUGCUCACUUUUUUUUACCGAGUUAAGGCCAUUUACUUGGACAUUACAUUUUGAAUAACAUCUUUGCCAAGCCGCUCACUUGAGCAAGUACACUAAAUUCAUAUAUCGCAAUCAUGGCAAUUUUUGUCGCGUAAAACGUUUUGUUAAACACAAGUUUUUCAUUUGUGCAGUUCAAUUUCAACCAAGCAAACGAUCAAGUUAUUGUAAUCUGCUGACCAGUUAUUUGUUAUUUGAAUUACGGACGGAGGCACUCAAGGAGUACUUUUUCAUUUGAUUUUCAGGUUAUAAAAGUCAAUUUUGUUCGUUUUGAACAAAUGUAAGGCCGAGUGCCCACGUCGUUUUUUGUAUCUUAGAUGAUUUGUGUUAUUGAAUUAAAUACAUAACAGCUCUUAUUAUCCAA
This is a messenger RNA of Stylophora pistillata, 1238 nucleotides long. RefSeq names its product TNF receptor-associated factor 4. NCBI's taxonomy places the organism in Eukaryota, Metazoa, Cnidaria, Anthozoa, Scleractinia, Pocilloporidae. Gene Ontology annotation, molecular function: zinc ion binding; ubiquitin protein ligase binding; tumor necrosis factor receptor binding. The record is from RefSeq and is a predicted model, not a curated record. Gene Ontology annotation, cellular component: plasma membrane signaling receptor complex. Gene Ontology annotation, biological process: regulation of canonical NF-kappaB signal transduction; signal transduction; regulation of apoptotic process.